AUGACUGAGAUGAGUAAUGACAGGAAGUGUGUAUAUAUAGAAUAUGACAAUCAAAAGGCUGACACACCAGAUGGCAUUAAGAAAAACCCAGAAAGAGAUGAGCUGUAUGAAUCCUACUAUAACAAUAUUGAGGAAGAAGAAAUAGGUGAUGACAUGUUAGACAAUCCUCUGAGCAAUAAUAGUGAUGAUGAAGAUGAUCAAAAGAAGAGUUGGAAAGAAGGUCUUCUAAAAAGGAAUAGUAGAAAUAGUUCACUGGAGGAUUCUCUAUCAGGAGAUGAUAGUGAUAAUAAAAGAGACCUUUAG
This is a messenger RNA of Guyanagaster necrorhizus, 303 nucleotides long. RefSeq lists its product as uncharacterized. Bases 1 to 303 code for a protein of 100 amino acids. The transcript has 5 exons. The record is from RefSeq and is a predicted model, not a curated record. Lineage: Eukaryota; Fungi; Basidiomycota; Agaricomycetes; Agaricales; Physalacriaceae.